ACGCUUUUCCUGCUUCCACUGUCUUCGACCCAACACCAACAACGUCAUAGCAACACCAAGUAGCCAUGGCCGACAACAACGACAAGCCCGAACCCACCCCCGCCGAGGAGGCCGCCGCCCGCGCCAAGGAGGCCGAGGAGCAGAGCGCGUUGCCGUACAAGUGGCAACAGACCAUCGCCGACGUCGACAUCACCUUCAGCGUCCCCGGGAACUUCAAGAGCAGGGACCUCGUCAUCGACAUCAAGAAGACCAAGAUCUCGGCCGGCGUCAAGGGACAGGAGCCCAUCAUUAGCGGCGACCUCUCCCACCCCGUCCUCGUCGAUGACUCGACCUGGACCCUCACCUCGGCCUCGGAUGGCACCAAGACGGUUGAGAUCCACCUCGACAAGGUUAACAAGAUGGAGUGGUGGGCGCACGUCGUCACGACGGCGCCCAAGAUCGAUGUCUCCAAGAUCACGCCCGACACGAGCAAGCUGUCGGACCUCGACGGCGAGACCCGCGGCAUGGUCGAGAAGAUGAUGUGGGACCAGCGCCAGAAGGAGCAGGGCCUGCCCACCUCGGACGAGCAGAAGAAGUUCGACAUCCUCAAGAAGUUUCAGGCCGAGCACCCUGAGAUGGACUUUAGCAACGCCAAGAUCAGCUAGUCGGGUUCGCUGUACAAAAAUUCGAUGAAACAGAGAUACCAAAACGAGUCGCGUCUUCUUCCCCUGGUACACGUGCAAAGAAAAGAGCAUGCGAAGGCCGGGAACUGUAUUUCACUUGGAAGAGUUGAUGUUUAUCUUGUUUGUAUUGGGUGACAUCAUUAUCAUCUAGCUAUCACCGCUCUGCGGCGAACGAAUUUGUCAUGGGUGAAACGAAUUGCCGAAACCACGGUUGAGCAAAAGAGCUGAAGGUUAUGGCAUCAGAGAGCCCAUGUGAGAGAACCAUUGCUCUUGGAUCCGCUAGUAAUGGUGAAGCAGAUUGAAAGCUGCAGCCCAUCAAUUGUCAGAUUAAGAAGCGGUCCGUAAUCGCCAACACGACCAGAGCUAGCCUGAAUAAAAAGAAGAGAGGAAAUGAA
Colletotrichum destructivum is the source of this 1057-nucleotide messenger RNA. RefSeq names its product Putative CS domain, HSP20-like chaperone, NudC family. The transcript is spliced from 3 exons. Bases 66 to 644 code for a protein of 192 amino acids. Gene Ontology annotation, cellular component: cytoplasm. Lineage: Eukaryota; Fungi; Ascomycota; Sordariomycetes; Glomerellales; Glomerellaceae. The record is from RefSeq and is a predicted model, not a curated record. Gene Ontology annotation, biological process: protein folding.